Diplodia corticola is the source of this 1485-nucleotide messenger RNA. RefSeq names its product n-carbamoyl-l-amino acid hydrolase. The record is from RefSeq and is a predicted model, not a curated record. The coding region runs from base 1 to 1485 and encodes 494 amino acids. Gene Ontology annotation, molecular function: hydrolase activity, acting on carbon-nitrogen (but not peptide) bonds, in linear amidines. NCBI's taxonomy places the organism in Eukaryota, Fungi, Ascomycota, Dothideomycetes, Botryosphaeriales, Botryosphaeriaceae. The transcript has 4 exons.
AUGGCGUCGCUCAAACCGACAUUACGCGCUGAGAGCGUCCGGUGCUUCAGCGCCUCGGAACGCAGGGGAUUACACACGAUGGAGAUGACAGAAGCAGAUCUCGCGAGUCUGAAAGUCAACCAAAGCAGACUCAUGGAAGACAUCCAUUACACGUGUUCUUGGGGAACGGGAGAGCGGUGGGGAACCGCUUCAACCGAGACAGGCAUGUCCCGUCUUACUCUUUCCGAUGCCGACAAGGAAGCCCGAGACUGGUUCGUAGCGACUACUCAAGCGCUCGGAUGCCACACCACCGUCGAUGCCAUGGGAAAUAUCUUCGCAGUCCGUCCUGGCCUACGGCAAGGCCCCGCUACUUUCGCCGGUUCCCACCUCGACACGCAGCCGAGCGGUGGCCGUUAUGAUGGAAUUCUCGGUGUCACUGCUGGCGUUGAGAUGCUCAAAGUCCUUAGUGAAAACUGGGUCGAGACAGAGUUCCCCGUUGGAGUAGUAAACUGGACGAACGAAGAGGGCGCCCGUUUCCCCAUUUCCAUGGUUGCAUCAGGCGUCUGGUCCGGCGAUAUCCCUCUUGACCGCGCCCACAACCUCCGCGAGGUGGGCGGUGGUGCAGCUACUAUGAACUCCGAGCUGGAGCGAAUCGGUUACCUGGGAACGACUCCCGCCAGCCACAGUGCUAUGCCCAUGGGCGCCCAUUUCGAGCUGCACAUCGAGCAGGGACCAAUUCUCGAGACCGAACAGAAGAAGAUCGGCGUCGUGCAAGGCGUGCAAGCCUACCGUUGGUUCACCAUCGACGUGAAAGGACGAGACUGCCACACCGGCACCACCCCCUUCCACACGCGCUCCGACGCCCUCCUUACCGCCUCUAAGCUGAUCCUGCACUCGCACCGCCUCGCAACCGCCCACCCCUCCGCCCUCGCCAGCACCGGCAUCCUGACGCUCACGCCGGGCAGCACGAACACGGUCCCGGGCCACGUGCGCUUCAGCCUCGACAUCCGCUCCCCGUCCGACGCGGUGCUGGACGCGCUCGAGGACGCGCUGCGCACCGACUUCGCCGCCAUCGCGCGGGGCGACGCCGCGCCGGGCAGCUCGUCGCUGCUCGGCGGCGCGGGGACCGACGUGUCGGCGGGCUGCACCAAGGGCGUGCCGUGCGAGCUCGAGUGGACGACGGACAGCGUCAGCCCGGCCGCCGUCUUCCACGACGACGCCGUGGCGUGCGUGCGCAGGGCGAGCGCCUGGUACGACGGCACCCGCGGCUUGACCAGGGAUCUGACGAGCGGCGCGGGGCAUGACAGCGUGUACGCGUCGCGCAGGUGCCCCACGGCCAUGAUCUUCGUGCCGUGCAGGGACGGCGUGAGCCACAAUCCGAGCGAGUACUGCGCGCCUGAGGAUUGUGCGGCCGGAGCGCAGGUGCUUUUGGGCAGCGUGUUGGCGUUCGAUCGCAUGAGGGCGGACAGGAGGGUGACGUGGGCGCAGGAGGAGAGGAGGGCUUGA